CAGUUCUUCUCCACAAAAAACAAGAUAUCUGGACCAAGCGGCUGGCACUCCUCAAACACCGUCCUGUCAUCCACUUCAACUAAUACGAUGGCGAUUACGUCUUUGCUGUUCGUGGCUAUUCUGGUGGUUUGCCAUCGCGAAGGAGCAGCUUUUGCGGUUCCACGAUUGAAUCCUGCUCGUUCGUUGACGACGAGUCGAUCCAUGUCAACCGCCGAGACCGAUUCGGAAGUGGCCACAACAAGUAAAGGCCUCAUGACACGCGAUCGCUACGUCGCCACGAACCGUUUUGCUGUCCGCAAAGGGCAAGGACCGAAAUUUGAAAAGCGUUGGGCAACUCGUAAGAGCCGACUCGCUGAGCUGGAUGGAUUUCGGCACUUUCAUUUGAUGCGCAGAGUUGUUUUGAACGGAGACGGCAAUACAUCUUACAACGGGGGCGACAGUGACGAAGGAGCACAGGAGAAUUAUGUGUCUUUCACCGUUUGGAACAAAAAGAGCGACUUUUCCGCGUGGAGAAAUGGAGAAGCAUUCAAAGAAGCGCAUGGUGGAACUUCCAUUGGAGCCUUCCUUUCCACCAUGGUCAACAGUGCUUUGGUUUUACGAGGACCUCCUAGACCUGCCUUUUACGAUGCUUUGUUGAUGCAGUCGGUCAGGCCCGAGUCUAUCCCAGAGACAGUUGAUGGAUGGCGUCAAAUUGAGGCUGACGGCGUGACAAACUUACCGGUGGAAUGUUUCGUCAGCAUGGAAAAGUACUACGUGCCCUUGGACAAGGCCGCAGUCUUUGAGAAGGAGCUUGCAUCGCACAAGGUUGCCAUGGCCGAAGGCACGCUGGUUGCGACCCUGAUGCGUCGGGACGGCCAAGCCAAGGGCCAUGGCGUUGUCGAAAUGUCUAUGGACGAACCUAGCUACGUUGCUACCCGAAUCUACAAGGAUCAAGCUGCUUUUGACAGCGCAUUGAAAAAGACUCGACCCUUCUCGUCCGACGACAAACUAUGGUCUCGAGAACCGGAAAUGAUCCUGUACGAGGGAACCUUGGUGAUCACGAAUACACAUGGAGCCUGA
This is a messenger RNA of Phaeodactylum tricornutum CCAP 1055/1, 1059 nucleotides long. RefSeq lists its product with no specific name. Lineage: Eukaryota; Bacillariophyta; Bacillariophyceae; Surirellales; Neidiaceae. The coding region runs from base 88 to 1059 and encodes 323 amino acids. The record is from RefSeq and is a predicted model, not a curated record. The transcript has a single exon.